Messenger RNA from Oppiella nova, 3183 nucleotides. The record is from the annotation of a GenBank genome assembly. Lineage: Eukaryota; Metazoa; Arthropoda; Arachnida; Sarcoptiformes; Oppiidae.
GAUGAGUCGGCAUUCAUAGUGAAUACGAGUGACUCGGAUGUGGAGUCGACUCGGAAGAAGGCGCCGAAGAAGAGGAUACGAAAUGUGGGCUCAAAGUCGAGUUCCAGUGAAGACAAGUCCGACUCCAGCGAUGAAAACUCGUCUGACGAGGACUUGGAUGUGUUGGACAAGUACUCGAGUACUCGGUCUCAGAGGCAGAAGGAGAAUGAGAUGAAGAAACGUGAGAAGAACGAGAAGCUGAAGAAGCGAAUGGACGAUAAGAAGAAGAGGAAACGCAUGGAAUACAACUCGCCCUCUGAUUCGUCACAAGACAACGAUUCCGGCGAAGAGAAGCGUCUGAAUUGGAAGAAUUGGAAGUCAAAGUCAAAUCCGCCCAAAAAGAGGGUCCGACGGAUAGUAUCGGACGACUCGGACGAUAAUGAAGUGAACGGCAAUCGCGACCACAAGUCUGUCGAUGAGUCGCACCCGGAGGUGACCACUACUGGUGCCGUCCAUCUCGUGGAAAGCGAUGACGACAUUGAGUACUUGGGGUCUGUGCCCGCGAGGGAUUUAAGUUCAUCGGACACCGAAAGUGAUGCGACCGUUGAUCCCAACCCUAUAGAGACAUCCGAUGAGUUGAUGCCAGAAGUGGCGCCAAUAGACCACCGGAACAAUGAGGCGGUAGCCAACCCCACCACUCCUCCCACGCCUGUUGAUGCGGGCACUCCUCAAGAGAGACAGUCACCCGACUCGCAGAAUAUAAUUCCUAAUGAUAUGAUGUUAGACACGAUGAGUGAAUCGAGUCUAGAAAACCUGUUGUUUGACUUACAGCAAAGGAGUGAUGAUAUUAGCGUUAUUAGUGAUACCCCUCAACCGGCAAUCUCACAGCCAGUGGCCAGUCAGGCGACCGGUGCUUUCAAACCACAACUGGACCCCUUAAAAGUCUUGACAUCCGCUGAGGGCAAACCAACAGCGACUGUGGCACCAGUGCAGCCAAAGCCUGUCAUACCUGCGCCCCCACCGCCACCCCCACCACCCCCUCAGCCACAACUGCCUCAGUAUUGUGUGAGUGAAAAGAGAAUCAAAUGUCCGGAUAAAAUGCCAUUCAGACAAUAUAUGGUUAAGAAUGGUGUGCAACACACCAUCGAAGCGCCCCCUAAACUACCUCCGGAGGUGUUCAUCAAAGUCAUUCAUUCAAGUGUUACACUAAACAAAGUGAGAAGACUGUUAAACAGUGACAGCGAUGACAUCGAGACACUAGAAGAGACACUUAAAGUGCCCCUCAAUUGUCCGUUAUCUUAUCAGAAAUUGUUAGUUCCGGGCCGUUCGGUCAACUGUCCACAUAUUGACUGUUUUGAUGUGAAUAACUUCUUGGAAAUUAACUUUAACCGCAAGAUUGAUGACUGGAAGUGUCCGAAAUGCAAACAACCGGCCAAACUCGAGCACCUCAUCAUUGAUGGUCUCAUCGAUCAUAUCCUGAAUAUGACGCGAGCGUUGAAUAUGUCAGACGUGGAUUCGGUUACGUUUGACAACAAAGCCAUUUGGAGACCUGAUGUCAAACGACCGGAUAAUUACGUGGAUUCGGUUACGUUUGACAACAAAGCCAUUUGGAGACCUGAUGUCAAACGACCGGAUAAUUUGGUCAAUAAGAGUAACGAAAAAGACGUCAUAAGUCUCGACGCGACUCUAGAGUCACAAGAGGUCAUAGAUCUGGAGGACGACGAUGAGGAGGAACCGGAUCCCAUCGCGAAGACGAACCAACUCUUGAAUUCAAUCGCAUUGCAGACCAUCGCGUCGGCGAAGGAUAUCCAGAAGAAUAUCUCGAAAUUUAUUCAAACAAAUAAACAGAAUUCGAGGGCAACUUCUGGAGGUAAUGCCGAUAGAGAGUUGUCUGUGAAUACAAUUCUGAACUUCUUAACGACUCCAGUGUCCAAAACGUCAGCACCGGUACCGCCACGACCAGCGGCCGCCUCACGACCCCCACCUGCACACGCGACGGGACGGGCAGUACCCGCCACAACAGCCGGCGCUCAACAAGUGUCACGCAUUCAUAUCGUGAUACCUACUAAUAAGGAUCAGAGGCCGGCCGCCACCGCUAACUCUCGGCCACAAAACACAGUCAGGAUAUCGUCGAACCAAAAUCCAACUCCCAUUGCGUUUAAUCGGAAUUCAGGUCCUGUUAGACAGUCCGGACCCAACGCGUUGACUAACGGUAACCAACAACAGGGUGAACUCCAAUUCAAAUUCAACAAUGACAAUGUGGUCAGUGAGAUCUACUGUAAACUCUGUAAUGAAACAAUCAAUGUGUCCAACGUGAGUGAUAUCCCCAAUCUGAUGACCUACCACCUCAAGAGUGGGCAACAUAUGGCCGCUCAAAGCGGUUCUUCCCGUACGGCCGCCAAUAAUAGCAACCGUUUAGUGAAUGGCGUGCACCGACCCAAUGCCCCCUCAGCCGCCUAUACACAGCACUUCCACUUUGGUUCAGCUACUUAUCAAAAUCAAUAUCGGCCCCCAAAUCAGACACAUUACCCUCUCAACACUAAUCAAUCGUAUAGUGCUGUCAAUUAUGUCUACCACCCAAAUGUAUAUCAGCAACAAAUGAAUACCAUUUCAUCGGUACCACAACCGGUACCCCCACCACAGACACAUUCCGCGCCCGUAUUCCAGACAUCAGUUCCACAGCAUUGGAAUACAGGACAACACAAUCAGACAAAUACGAGUCUUUUGCCUCGAGUUGCCUCACGAGUCGAGUCUGUCUGUCAGUCGCAUCCAAUCCAAGCCAUGAGUAAACAGUUUGACGACCCAAAUGUCAAACCCAAGUGUUUGUGGUCAUUGGACAAGACAUCUGGGCCUCAGGACCCGCACCAUCACGACUCACCCGCGGCUAAGCCCAAGAUACUGACCAACAUAUUGGAACAGAUCGGUGACACACCACUCGUCCGACUCAAUAAGAUUCCCAAAGAGUAUGGCGUGAAAUGCGAAGUGUUGGCCAAAUGCGAGUACUUCAACGCCGGCGGAUCCGUUAAGGACAGGAUCGCACUGAAGAUGGUGUGCGACGCCGAGAGGGAUGGCAUACUCCGCGAGGGCUUCACUAUCAUUGAGCCCACGAGUGGUAAUACGGGCAUUGGGUUGGCGUUGGCGGCGGCGGUCAAGGGAUACAAAUGUAUUAUCGUUAUGCCGGAGAAGAUGUCCAACGAGAAGGUG